Messenger RNA from Suricata suricatta (meerkat), 1675 nucleotides. Its product is annotated as UDP-glucuronosyltransferase 3A2-like. The coding region runs from base 1 to 1548 and encodes 515 amino acids. Lineage: Eukaryota; Metazoa; Chordata; Mammalia; Carnivora; Herpestidae. The transcript is spliced from 7 exons. The record is from RefSeq and is a predicted model, not a curated record. Gene Ontology annotation, molecular function: UDP-glycosyltransferase activity.
AUGGCAGGCCAGCGGGUGCUGCUGCUAGCAGGUUUUCUUCUGUCUGAGUUCCUGCUCUCAGAGGCCGCCAAAAUUCUGACUGUAUCCUCACUGGGUGGAAGCCAUUAUCUACUGCUGGACCGGGUAUCUCAGAUUCUUCAAGAUCAUGGUCAUAAUCUCACCAUGCUUCUUUAUGCAGGAGAUCAUUUAAUCCCAAAAAAGACGGAAAAUACAUACCAAGUUAUCAGUUGGCUUGCACCUGAAGAUCAUGAAAAAGAAAUAAAGAAACAUUUUGAUUUAUAUAUAAAGGAAGCUUUGCAGGGCAGAGAAGCAUUUGACACCUUUGUAAAGUUAAUGGAGCAAUUGGGGAUUAAAUGCAGUUAUUUGCUAAGGAGAAGUGAUAUCAUGGAUUCUUUAAAAAAUGAGAACUUUGACCUGGUAUUUGUUGAAGCAUCUGACUUCUGUUCUUUCCUGGUUGCUGAGAAGCUUGGGAAGCCAUUUGUGUCGAUUCUUCCCACCCAGUUUGGAAUUGUGGACCUUGGGCUACCAAACCCCCUGUCUUAUGUUCCUGUAUUUCAUUCCUUGCUCACCGACCGCAUGGACUUCUGGGACAGAGUGAAGAAUUUUCUGAUGUUCUUUGAUUUCUUCAUGAGGCAAUGGCGAAUCCAGUCUACGUAUGACAACGCCAUCAAGGAACAUUUCCCAGAAGGCUCUAGGCCGGUUUUGUCUCAUCUUCUGAAGAAAGCAGAGCUGUGGUUUGUUAACUCUGACUUUGCCCUUGAAUUUGCUAGGCCCUUGCUUCCCAACACUGUGUAUGUUGGAGGCUUAAUGGUCAGACCUGUUGAACCAGUACCACAAGUAAGUAAAACCUUAGCACUCAAUAAGGACUUUAUGCAGAGCUCUUCGGUGCAGAGUUGGUGGCUCCCUUGCCAGUGGGAACUGGUAGUGAAUGCCUUUGCUCAACUUUCUCAAGGGGUGAUAUGGAUGUGUAAGGCUUCUAAGUGGCCCAAAGAUGUCAAGUUGGCAGCAAAUGUAAAAAUCGUGGACUGGCUUCCUCAGAAUGACCUCUUGGCUCACCCAUGCAUCCGCCUUUUUGUCACCCAUGGUGGGAUGAAUAGCAUAAUGGAGGCCAUUCAACAUGGUGUGCCCAUGGUGGGGAUUCCCGUCCUUGGAGACCAUCCAGAAAACAUGGUCCGAGUAGAAUCCAAGAAGAUUGGUGUCUCUAUCCAGUUAAAGCAGAUCAAGGCAGAGACAUUGGCUCUGAAGAUGAAGGAAGUCAUGGAAGACGAGAGGUACAAGUCAGCAGCGGUGGCCGCCAGCAUCAUCAGGCGCUCCCACCCCCUGACCCCUGUCCAAAGGUUGGUGGGCUGGAUUGACCACAUCCUCCAGACAGGGGGUGCAGCGCACCUCAAGGCCCAUGCCCUGCAGCAGCCGUGGCAUGAGCAGUACCUCCUGGAUGUCAUCUUGUUCCUGCUAGUGAUCACCCUGGGCACCCUGUGGCUCUGUGGGAAGCUGCUGGGCAUGGUUGUCAGGUGGCUGUGUGGGGCCAGGAAGUUGAAGAAGACUUGAUAGGGGUGCAACCUUGAUCAGUGUUUGGGGAAUCACUGGUUCUACAAAGUCUCCAACCACACAAGACACCCAUGGUGUCUCCCUCUAUUCCACCUGAUGGUGACACAUAAAUUGCUCUUCACUUCUA